UACUAGAAAUGAGGCAUGUAAAACUCCCCCUCCGCCAUCAAUCGAAGCGUCUCGUACGCGUACAAACCGAAGAAAACGAGAGUCGAGCCGACCGCGACGUAGGCCACUAUUUUAUCGUCAUUCGUCGCGGGGGCGGGGGGCGGCGCGUCGAAGAACGGCUCCGCGUCGUCGUCGUCGGACGCGCGAAGAAUCGUGACGUGUCGCGGCCGCACGACUGGCGCGCGACCGCAUGCAGUCGUCCGCGUCGGCGGCGCGAAGGCUGCAGCGAUCGCUGUCAGCGCCCAGAGGACGCAUGCGACGUGUUUGACCAUUUGUACGAGUUGUGCAGGCUGUUGUCUAAUCCUUGGCUCUCUGCCUUACGAGCUUGUAUGCGUUGCUUCGGCAGCACAGAUGGAAAACAGAUGCGGCACGGUACAACAGGCCACUCGGACCAAGAUACUGCUCUACCGCGCUUGUAUAGCACGCUUGGCCGCUUUUGUCUCCGUUUUGGCUAUAGCUAG
Molecule: messenger RNA, 500 nt
Organism: Pelagomonas calceolata
Lineage: Eukaryota; Pelagophyceae; Pelagomonadales; Pelagomonadaceae
Source: the annotation of a GenBank genome assembly